This is a messenger RNA of Falco peregrinus (peregrine falcon), 557 nucleotides long. Its product is annotated as protein S100-A7-like. The record is from RefSeq and is a predicted model, not a curated record. NCBI's taxonomy places the organism in Eukaryota, Metazoa, Chordata, Aves, Falconiformes, Falconidae. The transcript is spliced from 3 exons. The coding region runs from base 98 to 439 and encodes 113 amino acids. Gene Ontology annotation, molecular function: calcium ion binding; transition metal ion binding.
GCCGCCACCACGGGAGGACUCAGCCCUUGGCUAUAAACCGAGGAGCCACGCAGCCACAGCCCUCCCCACACCGGAGCCUGCCCCGCUCAGUUUCAAGAUGAAGACUGACCUGGAACUCGCCUUGGAGUGCGCCAUCAACAUCUACCACCAGUACGCCAUCAAGUACCCCAUAGAUGACUACCUGAGCAAGACUGAGUUCUCAGAGCUGCUGAAGGAGACUGCCAAGCCCUUCCUCCGCAACACCAUGCCGCCUGACAUGACCGUUGAUGACUACAUAAGCAAACUCUUUGCCAGAGCAGACCACAACCAUGACGGUCGCCUGAAGUUCACAGAGUUCCUGACCACGCUGAAUCUUGUAGUCAUUGAUGCCCACAAUAGGUCCCACCAGCAUCACAGGAGCCAGGACCAGCACUCUGGUCAUGGUCAUGACCAUGCCUAAGACCAGGGCCAUGGUCCCUGCAAGCCAAGCAGUUCCCAGGGUGACUGUGCCCAUGGGAUUGUGCUCUUCCAGCAACAUCAUCCCGUCUGUUUGUCCACAAGCACAAACCUGUAACCAA